Carica papaya (papaya) is the source of this 1409-nucleotide messenger RNA. RefSeq names its product elongation factor P (EF-P) family protein. Gene Ontology annotation, molecular function: translation elongation factor activity. The record is from RefSeq and is a predicted model, not a curated record. Lineage: Eukaryota; Viridiplantae; Streptophyta; Magnoliopsida; Brassicales; Caricaceae. Gene Ontology annotation, biological process: peptide biosynthetic process; translational elongation. Gene Ontology annotation, cellular component: cytoplasm.
CCUGUGAUUUCUGGAAUUUCGAGAGUCGGAGCAUCCUGCUGCAAAAUCCAUUAAGAAAAUCGCAACCGAGUAUGAGAAUCUCUCGGGCUUUGUUAUUCCUCCAUUCAACUGCUCUUAGAACCCUAACAACGCUGUCACCUUCUCCUUUAUCCCAUUUGUUACACUCCUUCUCGGCUUGUCGAAGCACCUCCACAGCUCCCGGUGACACGCGCCUCUGUGACUGCCCGUGGUCCGCCAGUCAACUCCGCGGCGUCAAAGUUAACGCUAUCCAUCUGCGGGCUGGGAACGUCAUUGAAAAAACAGGACAUGUUUACCGGGUCGUAGAAGCAGAGCAUAAGCAGCAAGGAAGAGGAGGAGCCAUGAUGCAGGUGGAGCUUCGUGAUGUUGAUACUGGAAGUAAAGUUAGCUUACGUUUUGGCACUGAAGAGCCUGUUGAAAGAGUAUUUGUUGAGGAGAAAUCUUUCACAUGUUUAUAUACAGAACAUAAUACUGCCUUCCUGAUUGAGCCUGAUACGUUUGAGCAAUUGGAAGUAUCACUUGACAUAUUUGGCAAAGCUGCUGCAUACCUAAAAGAUGAAAUGAAAGUCACACUACAGUUGUACGAUGGACGACCUUUGUCUGGAUCAGUCCCAAAACAUGUGACAUUCAAAAUUAAAGAAACACAACCUCACAUGAAAGGGCUUACAGCAGUACCUCGGUAUAAAAAGGCAUUGCUGGACAACGGUGUCACUAUUCAAGUACCCCCUUAUCUUGAGAUUGGUGAAGAAAUAAUCAUUAAUACAGAAGAUGGCUCUUUUGUUAAGAGGGCUAACUAGUACUCAGCCACCCAUAUCGAGUCGUCCCUCAUUUUCUCCUGCAGUAAGCCUUACUAGCACUUGGCACCCAUAGUAAGCCAUCAAUGUGCCAAAACAUGGGAGCUUUGGUAAGUCGUAAGUUAUAAACCGAGCUUCAUGGUUUUACAUUUUGAAGCUUUUGAGAGUAUGAAAUGUUGGUUCAAGCAGAGACGAAGAGGCAAGAAUAAUCUAUGCAAGCUUUGAUGGAAGGGUCAGUGGUUUUGCAUUGCAUAAUGGUGAUACUAGAAGUCAUCGAAAUCUUUGAUUUUGUAUUUUCUUUUUGGUCAAUGUUCCCCAAAAGUCCCCAAGACUUUUAUUUGCAAAUUGGGUUCAGAGGAAUUGCAAGUUUCAAUGAUAAUUCUCUCAAAACAAAAAGAAGGGGGAAAAAGAACAAAUUCAUUAUGCUUGUAGGGAGGGCUUCUCUGCAGAAAGGAAUUUCAAUAAACUAAGCUCAUUACUACUUGGAGGGAUAACGGUAUAUAACCUUUCGAUAUUAAGGCUGUUUUCUAUAUAUAUAUAUUGGGUAAUGAGAUAGUGACUGAUACUCCAAGUUCAAUGACAUUUAAUUUUAGUGCA